Messenger RNA from Pelobates cultripes (western spadefoot toad), 19590 nucleotides. The record is from the annotation of a GenBank genome assembly. NCBI's taxonomy places the organism in Eukaryota, Metazoa, Chordata, Amphibia, Anura, Pelobatidae.
GUGGAUCUAGGAGGGGGAGCUAGGACAGCCUCUCAAAAAAGGGAGAGGGAGAGAAUGAGACCCACCCAUCCUAUUUCUGUUGACUGCUCACUUAUUCUAUACCCUUUAGAUUUCUUCAGAACUUCCAGGAGCCUGAAGCUCUCUCUACUCUGUUCCCGAGGUAUGAAAUUGCAUUUUUCUUUAAAAAUAUUCUAACGUAAUCCCCAGGUACACAGAGUGUUCUUUUAUUUUCUAUGAGUCACUUCGUGUAACUAAAUCAUUGCUAAAUAUACAGAUAUAUAUCAAAAUGGAAUCGAAGUAACAAGUAUACAUUGUAUGAGAGUAUUGCUACAGUUUACAGAGAUAAUUCAGAAUCUUGUUAUGAAUAUGAUCCAUGUACCUGUGAGGUUCAUUUUCUUUCAUUGAUAAUAUAUAGACAGACAUAUAGCUUUGGUAGGUAAUCAUAAAUAUUAAACUGCAGAGAUUCACUUUAUAUACCUGUAUGGCUCGAGGUACACUUUAUGUCUCUCUGGCUUGUGUGAUUUGUCACUUAGAAGUGCUGUUUGAUGAUAGAAUAGAAGUGUAAAAACAGCUGGAAAUACACUGCGGAUGUUGGAAUUUCAAUAAUCCAAUUUAGAAUAUAUUUACUGAAGUUUUCAAACUUCAGCAACACACCCACGCACACACACACACACAUAAUUAUAUAAAAACACACACAUACACUGUAUAGUAAGUAUUAUUUCAAACACAAGUUCUUUUAUAUAUUUUAGUAGAUUUCUAUAGAAUUUAAGGAUGCCAUUUAAACAGUAUAUAAUAAUAAUAAUAAUAAUAGUUAUUAUUAUUAUUAUAAAUGCAAUAGAAACCAAUGUUUGAAUAUUUAUCACCCAUUAAAAGUAUAAGAGAUCUUGGUUGGUAAUAAUUGAUAAUUGUCAGGUGAGUUAUGGGAGAUAAUUACAAGAGUUAUGGAAGAUGAAAGUAUAAUUACAAGAAUACCAUAAAACAGUAUGGACACAAAAUAUAAAUAUAACAAAAUGUGUCCCAGUGACACAACAUGUUCAAAUUACAUAAAUUUUGAACUCCAAUCUCCUAGCAUUUCCACUCCUCUCAAAUUAGCGUCCAGUCGGUUAAUAUAAUGGUCAAGACAAACAAUCUAAUGUAGGCUCAUGUGAUGGUUUACCAUACAUGCUUUGCAUCUGGUAGUUGAUACCUGAAUUGGCUUUCCAGCAGAAGUGGUAUGGCAAGCAGUAAUUAGGAACUAUAAAUGGUGAUGACUUUUAAAUAAGAAAUUAAUAUUACACUAGAAUAAAUACAAAGAAUACAUACACCAGCUUUAAGGCAAACAGGGAGCAGGCACAUUACAUGGCAGAUAGUUUACAUGUGCAUAAAAAGUACAUUCCUCAAAAUUAUAAUCAAAUAGUAGCUAUUUAUAAUCUGUUGUGGACCAUUAAUUCUCUGUGCAUAACAAUAGAUGAUGAUGAAUGAAUUACAAUGAUUAGCUUGGUAACAAGUAGGAUAAUUGAAUUGUUUAAUAGGACACAAAUGGCUGUGACAACAUCAAGAUGUUGCUUAUGACAUUAAUCUGUUUGCCUGUGCGUGGCAGAUCCCCCUAGCAAGGGAAAAGGGCUAGUGCAUCCAUUGUCUGCCACAUAAGCAAAAAGUGGGGGAUGGGUGGGAUUGAAGAAAAGAAAGAAGGGGGGUGAUAUUAUGUGGGACAGAAAAAAACUUUUCAAAGUUACUGUGAGCCUAACCCCGCCCAUGCCUGCCUACCCUCUCGCAUUACUCAGGCCAUGAGGAAUGCUUGUUGCUAUGGGAACGCAGGCAGGUCCUUUCCUACAGGGUGAUCAUCACAGCCUUUCAGCACCCAGACAGGGGAUGUUCUGAACAAAACUUCUGACAGCAGGGACUAUUGUAUUUUGAGAUGUUUAUUGUGCCCAAAUAACAACGGAGUAGCCAAGCAAUGCCCAGUGACCUUUUCUGUAAUACAUUAUUUGCAGACAUUUUGCAGAAAAAAAAUUAAUUAAAAAUAAGUACAUACAUUAGAUAGAAAGAUGAAUAGAGAGAUAGAUAGAUAUAUAGAUAGAUCGAUAGAUAGAUAAAUAAAUGGAUAGAUAGAUAGAUAGAUUGAUUCCCCAAAGACGCUCUUUGAAAUUACAAUAUUGCAUGGUGGUGAGUGCAUAUUCUACUCAAAAAUUGGCAGUGCACCGUAUCAAGUCACCACAACUGAGGGAGCUAUAUGGUUAGGGUAUUUGGGCAGAAUAUGCAAAUGCAGCCCCUAACCUCUCCCUUCCCAAUAUAAAGGUGGUAACAAAUAAUUUGCCUAGUAUAAUAAGACCUGUAAUAAGCAUAGGACUGUAAAGGACUGUAAUUUUUUUUUUUAAAUCGAUUUAGUUUCUUUUUUAAAUUAAAUAGAAUAGUUAACCUCUGCUUUUCCUUGGAAAUCAACGUACAUCAUCAGAAGCUCAAAAAAGUAUUCCUCUUUUCUGCACAAUGUAAAACUGGGGUGUGCUCAGCCUGUAUUCUAUGAUACUAUAGUUCCCCUGUCUCUAGUUAUAUUCAUAACCCUCCCCCCUCCCCGCUUUUCCAAUAAAAAUGAAUAAAAUGUAAGUUUUACUGCUCACGUCUGCACCUCCCUCAGUGAUUGCCAAUCUAAUACUACUUAUACAAGUGCAUUCAUAUGAUAUGCAUGCUUAGCGACUGCUGCACAUGUAUCCAAGCCUCCCCAUAGAAAAGCAUUGUAUGCAAUGCUUUCUUAUGAGCUUUUGUGUCACGUGAACGAGUUUUACUGUUUUAUAUUGCAAGAUUAAAAGGACAGAGCCACUGCACCAGCUACAAUUCAUUGAGAUGAAGAGGUGUGGGUGACUUUUGUGUCUUUUUUUAAAGCUGAUAUGACACCUGAAAAUGGUGCUUAAAAAACCAGUAGAUGAAAUAUAAGUAUAUAUAUUGUAAUGUAUAUUGAAUCCGUAAAUUAAUGUUUUUGAGAUCUGUUUAAACAUUCACUUAUACAUUUUCUGUUCCUUGUGUAGGGUAGGAAACAUUUUAAUACCAUUUACCUGGCAAGCUGAUUAGCGGUUUACUGUACAGUUAAAUCCUUGUGAAAUGCUUCCUAAAACUAGAACAUGCAUUUUUCCAAAAUAGCCAUUGCACAAGGAUUUCUAUACUAUGGUAGCUGACAUCUAUUAUUAAACAUCAUUGUUGACAUCUCUUAGAAUAGGUUAUAGUGCCUGUAGUCGCCUGACGCUGUCCCUCCAUUCAGGGUUAAACCAUUUUAGAGCAAUUUAGCACUAAAUAAGGGUCCCUGGACACUAACAGUCCAGCCCCUUCUGGAGGAGUGGCUAAGGCAGAGAAUACACACUUCCCUGUAGUCGUAGCAUUCAUAUCAUCAGUUGGAGCUCUGAUCGGCUAAAAGCAGUCAGUUGACAUUCUCAACCACAGCUGCCCAUGGCUGCUCAGGCUAAUACUUUCUCAUUAGCCAAAGCAGCACAGAUGGAAUGGGCUGCUGGGGAUUCUUGUUUAGCAUUAAAACAUAAAAACUUUAAAAACUGUUUAAUGCUGAAUGAAAUGAUGGUACCAGGGUGUGAAUCAGAUACAAUGCCUAAAGUGUCCCUUUAAGAUCUUGAGCAAUAUAUAGACAAUUUGCUCUUUCCUAUUGAUGGAUUUAUUUUUGUGGUUUCCAUAACACUUUUAACUUACCUCUAAAGCUGCUUUUCUGAGGCACAUAAAAACAGAAUCUGGUAAAUAUUAUUUGGACAUUCUAAUAUGUGCCUUGGGAAAGACAACCACAGUUGGUCCAUUUGUUAUCUAAUACAAUUACCAUAAUUUUCAGUGCUCAGCCGACUAAUGCUUGUCUGACCAUCUUGGGAGGUGUUGUUCAUAACAGCUGGGAUUACAGUGCCUCUCUGUUCUGGUUUGUGUCCAAAGAUGUUUUGCUGGUGAACGUUUAAUGGGCUAUAGGUCAAAUUAAAUUUCCUGCUUCUUGCCUACUUGCAUGAGAGGAAGAUGUAACAAAAACAAAUGGACCUCAUCUGCAUGAGUGUGGGGUAAGAAUAAAUCUAAAUGGAGGAUGGCAGACCAACAACACAAGGCAUCAUUUCACAUUUUUUAUUAUUACUAUUUGUGCUUCUAAUAAUCAGAAAAAAAUAGACAUUGGUUUAUUGGGUAAAUGUAAUAUAUACAUAUUUAAUGCAGGGAUAAUUUCCAUCUCGUUUUUAUAAAAUAUGUAAAUAGUUUCCUAUGCAAACCCUUUGUAAAUCUCAUCACACAAAAGGAGCACGUUUUACUUUAGGGUUACUAAAUUAAACACCCUAAUUUGUUCAAAAGUAAAUAAUUCUUAGAAAGAAUCUUUAAAGUUCGGUUAUACCCAAAAUAUAGAUCUAUUUGACUUUUUGUGGAUGCAUGUGUUUACACUAGAGUGGGUGUGCAAGCGCAUGUACAGAAAUGUAAGAUAAACAAGUAAAAAUAUUUUUCUGGGACACUACUCGCUAUUUAGCUAGACUGAUAGAGUUAGAGUACAGUUUCCGUGUCAGGCAUGACUCGGGGUCACUUUGUUUUAUUGACCUUCCUCUUACUUUCAUUUCAUUCAUUCAGCAUAGUGGUAAGGCUAUGCAUGUCUUGUUCGUGGGCAGCUACAUACCAAGUUUCCACCCAAAAGAAAUGUGAUAGCAGCUUACAACAACCAUGGCAAGCCAAGUAUAAUUAACGGACACUAUAGUGCCAGGAAAACAUACUUGUUUUCCUGGCACUAUAGUGCCCUGAGGGUGCCCCCACCGUCAGGGUCCCCCUCCCGCCGGGCUUUCUCCAGCGCCGGGCGGGGAGCUCUCCUCCUCCUCUCCGCCUCUUCUCCUCCUCUUCGGCUGAAUGCGCAUGCGCGGCAGGAGCCUCGCGCGCAUUCAGCCAGUCCAUAUGAAAGCAUUCUCAAUGCUUUCCUAUGGACGCUGGCGUCUUCUCACUGUGAAAAUCACAGUGAGAAGCGCGUAAGCACCUCUAGCGGCUGUCAAUGAGACAGCCACUAGAGGCUAGAUUAACCCUAAUAUAAACAUAGCAGUUUCUCUGCAAUGAGACAGCCACUAGAGGCUGGAUUAACCCUAAUAUAAACAUAGUAGUUUCUAUGAAACUGCUAUGUUUACAGAAAAAAGGGUUAACCCUAGCUGGACCAGGCACCCAGACCACCUCAUUAAGCUGAAGUGGUCUGGGUGCCUAUAGUGGUCCUUUAAAUUGUUUGUGAUAUUGCUUGAAAUGCAUAUAACAAGUCAAUUUAAAUGUUAAAGCUAAAUGUCUUAUAUAUGUAUAUAAAGAGUGGUAGCUUGGAAGACAGUAUAUUUUUAUAUUGUUAUUAUAUAUUACUUAGGUAAGCAUAUCCCUCUAUAGGUGGGCACCGAAUAUGAGCAAACCUGCCUCACCCAUGAAUCUGGGUAUUCCAGGAUGCAAUAAGGGCAAAGUUAAUUCAUCUACCAUUGGAAAAAGACAUUUCCACAAAUUAUUUGUUAAGCCGAUAAAGGCUGUGCCAUGUAGAAGCCCUAUAAUGAACACUCCAUCUGAGAAGGAUUUUAAGAACGAGUUAAUCAUUUCAUAUGCUUCUUCUUCCAUGAUGAAGCAAGGUAAUGUGUGUUUCUUUAUCCAAGGAGUGUGCAAAGCUAAGUAUUUCCAGACAUCUGCUACCAUCAGGAAUAAGUCUCUUUUCAUGAGCAUAAGUUUACUCUACUGAAAUAAACUUGUUUUUUCCUCUUGCACUGAGAUCAUGAAGAGCUAAAGUUUGUUUGCUGCAGGACACGGUUCCUCUUCACAACCCUCCAACCAAAACACACAUAAGGUUCAAGUACUUUUGCUCAUGUACAGGGAUUUUAAUCAUUCAAUAAAAUUCUGGGGGCAGUCAGACCGUAGUGAGUUAGUGGCAGGGAGAGGUCCAUCAUAUCUUACGGAGAGAGAAAUUUGUGCCUCUCCGUCCCAGAUGAUAGUUCCAUGAUAAGAUUUAGGUCACACUUUACCUAGAAAUUAUUGGUGAUGCAGUGAGUUUAGUAACAAAUACAAUCCCUGGAUAAAUCUAGAGUUUCUGAACAAGAAAGGUUCUAAAGCCAAAAUAGACAUUGGUGGAACUAGGCUGACUUUCCUGUCUGAGCCAUAGAAUGAAGAGAAUGUCUGCUUAUGUCUUAUUAUUAUUUAAACUCAUUUUUCAGCAAGUUCAUUUCUGCUAACACAUUAUGAUGAGAUUUAGUCAUUUGGAGCUUUGCAAUACUUUCAUAAAUAGAAAACAUUCUGCAUUCCCUGGAAAUAAAUGAAUAUCAGACUUAAAAGAGGAACUGAAGGGUUUGGUCUGAAAAGGGAGCUUUAUCAGUUCUGUAGCCAUACUACCAUAACCAAUUAUUUAGUUAGAUUAUAGUAAUAGUUACAGUAUCCCUUCACUCACAGAACGUCUAGUCAAAUGUUACAUAGUUACAUAGCUGAAAAGAGACUUGCGUCCAUCAAGUUCAGCCUUCCUCACAAAUGUUGUUGCUGUUGAUCCAAAAGAAGGCAAAAAACCUGGCCUGAAGCACUUCCAAUUUUGCCACAAACUAGGAAAAAAUUCCUUCUUGACCCCAAAAUAGCAGUCAGAUGUCUCCUUUGAUCAAGCAGCUAUUACCCCACUAAUUAGAAAUUAUAUCCCUGUGUGUUAUGUUUUUGUAAGUAUUUGUUAUUUAUUGAAAGUGUUUCAAAAUAUUAAUAUACAAACAUUUUAAAUGAAAAGGGGGAAAACAGAAAACAAAUAGGGGAAUAACAGCACAACCAUUAGCAUGUUCAUAAUGAAACAGUACCAUUCUUACAUGCAAUAAACAAUCUCACACAUAACAUAGCAAUAUUAAUCAUUAUAUAUGAAAACAUUAACGGUAUAUACAACACAAGCAAUUAAACAUUUAUUUUUAAAAAAAUAGCAUUGGUCAAUUAUAUGGUCUUAAUUAAGUGAAUAUGCCUUUUAAAUGUUGUCUUCCCAUACGUUCCAGUAAUAUUUUAAUUGGUGAAUUAAAGGAGAUGUUUGUCUAAGGGUCAUUUCAUAACGUUUGUUGUCUAAUAACAAAUACAAUACUUGGUAUAGUAUGUAAGGUUCCAUAAUAGAUUCUGAAGGAAAGGGUGCAGGCUUUGGGUGUUGGGGAGACCCCUUUUUAUGUCAAACAACUACAAAAUGCUAAGACAAAAAACCAACAAAAAAAACCCCAAAAGAUGGCACUUAUAGACUCUUUCCACAAUAGCUACUACACUGAGCUGUAGUGGUUAUGGUGCUUAGUCUGCCCCUUUAAGGAAUACAUGGUAAUACUAUGAACUAUAUUAUGUUAUAAAUGUAACAAAUCUCUCUUUAAUGAAAUAAACAUUAUUCACAUAUAAGUCGAUUGGGAGAACUGCUACCCCAUAACAGGAAUUAAAUUAAUUUUAGUAUUAGAAUCCGGCCCCUCAUUUAUUUAUUCUCCACAAUUUCCUGUUAAAUGAUUAAACCCCUUGGUUAGCAAAUAUAGUUUAGCGCUCUGAUCUAAUGUGAUUGGAUAAUCUUGGUUAUUUCCUUGUUCUUACCGCAACCUAUGUAUUUACUGCCAAAUUGCAUCCAAACUAAACAGAAACCCUCAGCAUCAAUGGAGAAUGGAUGAAAUGGGAAAGAGUACACACAGCUGCCAGAACUAGCAGUAUUUUUCCACCUAGAUACUCUUCAAAGUAGAAUGUUCUUUGAGUGACCUCAACGCAGACGUUGUCCACAGACACAAGGCUUGCCAUGAGCAAAUAAAAUGAAGGAAGCUGGCAGUACACACUCUUUGACAGGGUGUUUAGGCAGUAGAGUUAACUGGCACAGAUUUCUUUGGGAAACACAAUCACUUAUACAGAUAUAGCCUUUGCUUUUAAUUCCAGUUUUAACCAAUGGAUCCUUGAUGCAUUAUUACAAUACAACAGCAAUAUUUUUUCUGCUGCAUAUCUAUGUGAGUCCUCGAAUUUGGUUUAUGAGCACAUGAAGCAGUUAUGCCAUUUAGUGAAUACCAAACUUUCUUGCAGUUUCUAUGAUCCCUAUGAAACGUUUGCGCUCUGGUUGGAACUCUUUAUUAACUGGAAUCACAGCAAAGUUAUGCUAGUUAAUGAAUAUCAGUUCUGGUAUAACUUUGCUGCUAAAAAUAAACACACCAGAAAAAAAAAAAGUUUUAAUAGAUUGAGCUGCAUGUUCUUUCUAAAGAUGUACAAGGUAUCAUUAUUUGGAUUCAUUUUUUAACUAUAACUUUUUGAACAAUCAGUGGAAUAUCAAAACAGAUUAAUUUGUGUCUCUAUCGAUGCAGGGCUAAAGGAACACUCUUAUGUUAGGAAUACAAACUUGAUCUAGGGGCGAUUUGGAUUAAACAAUCUUUAGUCCAUUGCUGCGCCGGUCUUGUGGCAGAUGCUGCUUAUCCCCUGAAUAAGAUCAUCAUCACAGAUGAUCUUUGCCAAUCGAAUGCUUCUCCAUAAGGAGGCAUUGGUAGGUAUAGUGCACAUGCACACAAUGCAGACUAUGACAACACUGAACGUCGGCCCUGCAAAGAUUGCAGGACCACACAAAUAAGGACCGCUGGUGGCUGGCUCACUAGAGGUGAUCUUAUGGAGAGCUUAAGGGGACAGAUCUUUGCACCCUUAUUACAUGAAAUGGACAUUAUAAGCACCAACAAAGGUUCAGCUUAAUGGCAUGGUUUUGAUGCAUAGAUCACGCUCCUGCACUUGAAAAAAAGGGAGUUUUAAUUUCAAAUAUUAACUCACUUUAUCAUCUGUACUGUAAAUUUACCUUUAACCACACAAAGGAGACUCCUGCAGGGUCGAGUGACAAUUGACAGAGCAAAGGAUGAUAUAUUCUAAAUUAAACAGAAUAUGCAAUAAAGCAAGUUUAAACAUUAGAUCUCUCCUUACAGGAAGUGUUUAGGAAGGCUUUGCAAGUCACAUACAAGGAGGUGUUACUGAAGUUGUAUAAACACAGUGAUUUAACUCCUAGACUGUAGGGGCAUGAUUUAUACACCAAAACGGCUUCCUUAAGCCAACGUUGUUUUCGUCCCUUUAGUAUCCCUUUAAACCGUAGUGGUUCUAGUGCUUAGAGUGUCUCUUUAAAUUUAUACUGUUCUAGAGCGAAUCUAUUCUGGUUAUGGAGUUUUAUUUAUACUUCUCCCUUGGCCUUCAUUUACAUUGGUUUAAAUCAGGCUUCCCCAAACUCUGGCCCUCCAGAUGUUGCUGAACUACAACUCCUAUGAUUCUCAGCCUAUCUAUUUCAUUCAUAGAAUCAUGGGAGUUGUAGAUCAGCAACAUCUGGAGGGCCAGAGAUUGGGGAAACCUGGUUUAAAUGUUCAUCACAUUUCAAAUUUCAAAGAAAAACACGGUGGCUUUCUGUCAUACUAAUUACUAAUAAUAAUUUAAUUAAGCAAAAAUAAAAACGAGGCUUCCUUUGACUGUACGUUAUACAUCAUUUGUUUCAAAAUAUCAGUUUGUGCAGAGACCAGGUAUCGUCUGAGAUUUUUAUCCUAUCAUAUUUAUGGCUAAAGUGUUCAAGUUUAUAUAGCUUAGUUGUGCAUUUUCAUUAAUAAAGAAAAUACGAAACUACUUGGCAAAUAAAGAGCAGCCAGGAUUAUGUUAUAAUAACAUGCACAUAUUUGUGUUUCUUUGUGGCAUUUCUUUUUUUUGUGUUAGGAUUAAUUUUUUCUACCAAUUUACCCACAGGUCCAACACCAGAAUGAAAGUCUGGGUUUUCUUUGUCCUGUGCCUGGCUGGCAAAGCACUAGCUGCACCUGUGAGUACACCUUCUGUUUUUAUAUGAAGAGGUUGUAAGUGUUACUACAAUGUUUCAUAACAUGGAUUUAUUCUUUCAAACAGCAGCAGGAUGCUCUGCCAGAAGAGGAAGAGGUGAUAGAAGAUGUUGUGACCGAAGUAAGACUAUAUAGAUACUCUUCUUGUCUCUGAUAUUUUUAAAAAGAAUUGUGGAACACUUAUGCCCUUUAUAUUUGCAGGAAUCUGUAGGAGCCAACCCUGUACAGGUUGAGGUUGGGGAGUUUGAUGAAGCAAUUGAGGAAGAGGAAUACGUCCCCGAAAGUAUGUAUAACAAAAUCCCAACUACUCAAAAUGGUGUAACCUUUAUUAAAUACGUGCACAGAUAAAAACAUGGUGUUACAGAUUAAAAUAAAAAAGGCAGCAAUAGCUGAUUAUAAAAUAAAUCUUUUAAUAAGCAGAACCAAAAUAUAUACCCACUGGCCCUUUUUUUUGUUUCCUUUUCUACUCCUCUGAAAUAAAGGCCUCUUCUGUUGCUUUGGCUUUUUUACUAUUUCUUUAUAUAUUGACUUUCAUUAUCUAUUUUCUAUUUUUCUCUAUUAAAACCUUUAAAAAAAUAGAUCCAAAUAUUUAUGUAUAUGGCACUAUUAUAGUGACUUAUUUUUCAGGAAUAAGUAAAAUUAGUUUAGUGUCCCAGUUUUGUAAUAUAAUAUAUACUAAAACAAAUUAUGGGAAACAAUUUAAUAAAAUUUUGUCAAAGUGUGCUACAGUUAAUCAUUUAUUGUGGAAAGUUGCCAGUGGCCUGAAUACUAGGAGAAAAGUGAAUUCAAAGCAAAUUACAAAUUUAAUGCCAAUGUAACCAAACUAAAGAAAAUUCUUCCAUUUCGGCUAAUUUGACCUUAACUUUGAAAUUCACUUUGAAUUCUCACAAUAAACCAUGUAAAAUAGCAGGUGGACCCUGGAGUUAAUAACCACUGAUGCACAGUAUGUACAAUCCAAGGAACAUGCCUGUUAAACCUUUUUGGUUAAAGCAAGCCAUGCAUUUUAUAAUAAGCAGACCCUUAGGGAAAUGUAUAGCCUAUUUAUAAAAAUAUAUUGCCCUCUACUUAUUAUUAUGUAAGUUAGAGUAAUCUGUGAUUUAGAUGUCAAAAUGAGAUCUAACUGGCAAACUCUGAUGGUGACCGUAAGUGCUUCUUAUAUAGGAUACGGACAAGACUGAACAAAGUUUAAAUUAUACCAAGACAAGUUACCAAUAGGUCAUGCUUUUUAUGAUAGUCCUAAAACAUUAACUUCUGGGAAGCUGCCUGAUUAGCCUUCUAGAUUUCAACCAGUACGUUUUAUAUUUUAUAGAUCCAUGCCUAAACCAUCAUUGCAAGCACGGCAAGGUGUGUGAAGUGGAUGAGAGCAACACCCCAUUGUGUGUUUGUCAGGACCCCUCAACUUGCCCAGCCAGUGUUGGAGAGUUUGAGAAGGUAGGCCCAUAUAUUCAUGGCGAUGCAAGCAUGUGGAAUGAAGGAAUUUCUUUUAAAGCUGCAUAUCAUUUGAUACAUGUACCAGUCAACAGCAACAGACUACCUGAGCAUGUACAUUUCAAGGAACAAGCUAUAUAGUUUUAUUUGGUUGUUGUGGUAUUUACUAUAUUUAAAUGGUUCUCUUUCAGAACUGUGAUUAAAACAAGUGUCAAUAAUAGUUUAAUAUAUCUGUAUGUUUAUGUCCAUGUCACAGAGUUAGAGGGAAAUAUAGUAUGGAGCAGCUGUGGAACCAGUGGUUGCCUGUUCAUUAUGAAACGUUUUAGAUGAGGGACAGGCUAUUCCUAUUAAAACACAUGUAGUAUACAGUUGUACAAGUAAUUCCACAGUUAUUCGAUUAUUAAUUUUUAUAAUACCUUCAUGUUUCUUUACCUAUUAUCAUAUCUAGGUCUGUGGCACUGACAACAAGACUUAUGACUCUUCCUGCCACUUCUUUGCCACCAAAUGUACCCUAGAGGGAACCAAGAAGGGUCACAAGCUGCACCUGGAUUACAUUGGACCAUGCAAAUGUGAGUAACAUGAGUAAUACCAUACCUCCAAACAGCCCUGGUCCUGCCUGAACAGUACUGGUUUUGGACUCCUGUUAUGCCUUACUGGGUUUCUGCCAUUGCCAGAGAUAUUCAACAGAGCUGGCAAGUCUUGUGUAUAAUCCCAGUGCACAAGGUAACACCCUUUUUGGGGUGCACCUCCUUUUUCUGGUCACCUGUACAAUUCAAGUAAAACGCCCCCCUAGUUUGUCAUGUACUUCUCCUAAACUUCUCCUAUUGAUAUUAAUUCCUCUAAAUUGUAUGAUAUAUUAAUAGAAAGGGAAUAAAAAGGGAAUGUACAUAAUUAGAGAGAAAUACAAAACAUGUCUAAACCUACAAAACAUACUAAUGAUGUUGGUCUGUCUGUGGAUUUAUAUAGUGCAUAGACAUAGAAAGUCCUGUUUCUCUGUAUACUCUUAUUGCCAUUUCAGGGAAUUCUUACUUCUACUACUACUACUGUUCUGCAUCAGGCAGAGUCCUUGCUUUAUAUCGUACAGGCAAAUAUAAUCAUAGAACUAAAUUUAUCUGCUAACACAUAGGAGCAAAGAUUAUUCAGUGCCUUAUAAGAAAUGAAAAAUAUACUGUGUGCAGUGCAAUAGUACACUAGUCCUUGGAAGGUGCGAACAACCCAAUCUCAUUAUAAUUGCACCAACUAUGUGACAGCCCCCUUGCUGUGCUGUUCACCUUUUAAACCUAGUUGGUUGUGUUAGUUGCUGGGAUGAGAUAGUAUGCAGACACUUUAAGGGAGAUUUGAUCUACAAUUUCAGAUGAGUGUAUACCUGAUGAUAGUAAGCUAGAACAAAUCAAACCAGCACUGGGAAUGACUUGUACAAAUCUCAGAAAAAGUAUGGACUAUAAAUUAAAGUAGUAGUUAAUAAUGACACAAAAAUAAAAAGUACAAGCUAAAACAAAUUAUCUUCAGCAUGCACAGACAUACUUGGAUUUUCCACUGUCAUCAUUUUAUUAUGCCCCAGGGGUUAUCGUGCUUCUCUGACUGGUUUAAGCAUGUGGAAUUCCCAUGGGGAAUAUGUAUUUUCCAGCUGCAUUAAGUGAGCUGUCGCAUUCUUGCUGGCUCAUCUCUUUCAUUCAACAAAACCAAAGCUUGGAGAGGCCAACCUUGGGGCCUAAUUCCUUAGGUACACAGAUAUGUCCUGGCCUACACUUUUGUCUUGAAAGAGCUUUGUUCAGGUCCUGUAGGUAUAAUGAUGCCUGAACAGUAAUUUGUGGAUAAUUUGACUAUCUUUGGGUUCUCUGAGAGCAUCAGUGGGUGGAAGAAUAGAAUAUUUUUUUUUUUACAAUGAGCUCUCUGUAACAGCCAAGUAUGCUAGAACAAACAUUUGUUCUGGAAGUCAGUCCUUAGGAGUCUUACGUUUCCUAAGUUAAAUGUAAAUAUCUACCUCCCUAUUCACAUUCAGCCUCCUAAUAUCCUUGUGGCACCAGAAUACACAAUGCAUUAUUGCUCCAUCUAUCUCCUCAUAUCUUAAAACCUUCAAAUAUCACAAUCCUCAACAAUACAGCAGAGCUUAAAACAGUUAGUGAAAAAAAAAACUAUUUACAUAUGACAUUCUUGCAAAUGUGUAAACAUGGAGAAGGUAUAUGGACCCAUCAAGAUACUAUAUAUAUACUACUCAAGUGUUUUGAACAAGGCAGCUGAAAUAUCAUCAAAAUUUGAUACUCUGGGUCAUUGGUACCAAAACAAUUUCACAUUGACCUUGUUUUAUGUAGAAUCAAUUUGUUUUAUCAGUAUGUAAAUUGACGUAGAAUUGACGUAGAAUUUAGAAAUUGCUAAAUCGUGGUAAGAAUAUUGAUUUGAGGUUCACUGCUUUAGGAAACAGCUGAGUGACCCUAUUUGGAGAGCCUAUUUAAUGUAGUCAACUAUUAGUGUCAGCAUUUCAUAUAUCUGGUUGCAACAAGUGAUGAAUAUAGUAGAGGGCAGAGUAGUAGCAACAUGAAUUUGUCUUUUUUUUAAAAGCUAUAACAGACACCCUGUUAUCUUUGAUUUGCCCUACUGAACACUUUUAACAUAGUUUAAUGUUAACCACAUUGUAAGGAUUUAUUUUAUUUGCCACUUAAAAUAUAUUUAGCAGGCAUGUAGGAGGGAAAUGGGCAUCAGUCUAAAUUGGACUUGACCAAAGAUCUUUAAAUGCAUUGUGUUAUACACUCUAUACUAAGUCAACAAAUCCUCUCUUUGUAGAGACUUUCUUGCCAUAUUUAGCCUUACUACAAUCUUUACCCCUGUUCACACACAGUAUUUUAACUCUAAUAUCAGGGUUUGUCAAUCCUGAGCCGAAUUUUACAUUAUAUUCACUAUAAUUUAAUGAAGCACGAUCUUUGUUGUUGGACUUUUUGGGAUAUGCUUAACUAGUGGCAAAGUAGGUUUAAUAUGAGGAAUGAUAUUAGAAUAAGUUCAAGAUAAAAAAAUAAUCAUUCUGUUCCCUUUUGCGUACUUGCAGACAUCGCGCCCUGCGUCGACUCUGAGUUGAGUGAAUUCCCCCUGCGUAUGCGUGACUGGCUAAAGAAUGUUUUGGUCGGUUUGUAUGAACGCGAUGACAACAACAACCUGCUGAAUGAGAAGCAGAAAAUGAGGGUAAGUAGUCCAUUGUGGAGGAAGAAUGUCAUUGUAAUAGGAACUUAUUAUUCCUCCCACUACACAUCUAUUUUAUUAUCUACCACAGGUGAAGAAGAUUCAUGAAAACGAGAAGCGUUUGGAAGCCGGAGAUCACACUGUGGAACUGCUGGCUCGUGACUUUGAAAAGAACUACAAUAUGUACAUCUUCCCUGUACACUGGCAGUUUGGACAGCUGGACCAGCAUCCCAUUGAUGGGUAGGUAAUAUAGUCAGACAUACAAUGUGGGAAACACCAUGCGCAACUAUAUAAACAAAGAUGUUGGGGAGCAUGAGCUGUGUUAUAAGCAAAAGAGGUAAUAGACGGGCAAAAUGGCAGAUCUAAAAAUCAAUGCAGGUUAUUUGUGUAGCAACCCAGUUACAGGAAAUAAACACAAUCACUUGCCGUUUGGAUGCAGUACAAAUAAUUUACUUUCACAUACAAGUGUUAUCUUAGGAUGUAUUUCACCAAGCAAGCACCUAUGAAUACUCACUGUGAUUUGUUUCAUACCAGUAAUAAAAGCCAAACACUAAGGACAAACAUGUUUUAUCCAGUUUAUAAUAAAGGAGAUAAAGAUGCGAAAAUAGGAAUAAAACUAAAAAAGACCCUACUGGAAGCAAGCGAAAGAAACACCAUGAUGUGGAAAGGAGUGACAUAAUGAGAAAUGAGGGAUUGCCUUUAGCACAGUUGACACAGCACAACUGUACAAAUAUAUCAAUUUAUCUUUUACUACAAUACAAUUAAUUAUAUAGCACCAUCAUAUUGUGCAAUGAUGCAUCUAUCAAUCUAUCUACCUGUCUAUCUACCUACCUACCUACCUACCUACCUAUCUACCUGCCUACCUACCUACCUAUCUACCUAUCUACCUACCUAUCUAUCUAUCUAUCUAUCUAUCUAUCGGUCUAUCAAUCUAUGUUUAGUAGAAGAAGAGAAAAUGAUUGUAUAUACAUGGUACAGAAAUCCACAGGCAGUGGAUAUUAGCCCUAGAGAGCAGCAGACAUAAAGGUUGGAAGUGUUAAAUCCAGAUCCCAAUAAAGGUUUAUUAAAUUAUUUAGUCUUCUUAUUUUGUGAAUACCGUAAAGGAGAGUUUAUGUGGAAAAUAAGAAACAUAUUAUCAAUGUAUAAACAUAUGUAUAAACAUUUUUCUUUGUAAUAAAAUUUAAUAGGAUUUUUUAGGUAAUUUUGUUAAUUGUGUAUGUGAAUGACAUUUGUGGCAUUAUAAGGGUUGAGUGUUCUGACAGUAUGUGAUCUGAACAAUAACAUUAAACACACAAACAGAGAUUAAUGUACAUUUUACAACAUGUUUAAACUAGUAGGAACAUUAAACACGGGUCAAAAAAAUUAAACCAGGAAGAGGUCAAAUAAAAAUGGAACAAUGCAGAAAUGGGGAAUAGGAAAGCGAGGGAAGAUGAAUUCCUCAAAACCUAUAACAGUUAACUCAUCCAUGAGACAAAUGUCCCUGAUUUGGUAAAUCGCUACCACCCAGGGUGUGAUGUUGUUUCAGGUGUUAACAUGCAAUAAAGCCUUUUGUACAUUUCUCUCCAAGUGUGUACUUCUGUUUGUGUUCCAACUGGGGCCUGGAUUUUCUAUAUUGUAACCAUACAACAUUGUCCACAGUUAGGCAAACUGAUAGCGUGUCAAUAACAGUUAAAUCUAGAAUUCUAAUUGUCUCUAUAUAUAAUACAUUUUGCAGAAAGUGCAGAGGAGAAAAGAGGCACCAAAGUCACAGUUUUUACAAGCAAACCAACAACACUGGGCAUUGUUUCAGAAAAAAAAAACUAUUUGAGGAAACACAGUUAUUGUCAGUCCUCUUUUAUCAUUACUAGUGAUGUCCCGAACGGUCCGCCGCGGAUGGCGAACAUAUGCGCUGUUCGGUCCGCCCCCAUGUCAUCAUUGAGUAAACUUUGACCCUGUACCUCACAGUCAGCAGACACAUUCCAGCCAAUCAGCAGCAGACCCUCCCUCCCAGACCCUCCCACCUCCUGGACAGCAUCCAUUUUACAUUCAUUGUGAAGCUGCAUUCUUAGUGAGGGUCUGGGAGGGAGGGUCUGCUGCUGAUUGGCUGGAAUGUGUCUGCUGACUGUGAGGUACAGGGUCAAAGUUUACUCAAUGAUGACAUGGGGCGGACCGAACAGCGCAUAUGUUCGCCAUCAGUGGCGAACCGUUCGGCGAACCGUUCGGGACAUCACUAAUCAUUACCACUCUUUGCUUAUAAUGUUCUUUCCUUAAUACAGUAGGUUCCAAAGUUCACUUUUAUUUCUCUCAUAAUAAUAGAUAUCUAUGAGAACAAGCAGACCAAUUUGCUAGUCCAUGUCCAUAAAUACACAAUGCUUGUAAGUCUGUAAAGCACAUAAUUGUGCAUUCCUUGCCAUUACUCAAUACAUUAACAUUUACAUAGGUAUGAGUGUAGUAUCCAGUUUGUUACAUUUCCCAGUUUUUAGUAACGGCCACAUACUGACCUUUUGCUUCUGAUUUCUCAUUUAAAGGUACAUUUCCCACACUGAGCUGUCCCCUCUCCGUGCGCCUCUGAUCCCCAUGGAGCACUGCACCACUCGCUUCUUUGAAGAGUGUGAUAUCGACAAUGAUAAAUACAUUGCAUUGGAUGAAUGGGCCAAGUGCUUCGGCAUCAAGGACCGUAAGUAUAAAGAACUAUCAACUUACCAUCUAAACAGCUGUAAAAUACAAAGUUGAUGUCUUUUUUGCAAAUUGUGUAUUUUUUUAUUUAUCCAUCAUGCUGGAUAUGGCAAAAUAGAUACAUAGAUAAAAGGUUAGUUUUCUGAAACACAAAAAAGUAACUGCUUAAAGGAAUGCCACAGUGUUAUGGAUACAAACAAGAAAUCCUAGUAUUCGAGUCCCUAUUUAGAUUAAGCCCCUCUCCCCACACCUGCAAAAAUAUGUAUAAUUUUUCCAGCGCCGAGACUUACUCAGUACUCCUGCCUGUUCCUUCUCCCAAUACUUCAUCUGGCAGGAAUGGCUAAAAUGCCUUCAUUGCCUUCUCAUCCAAUCCAUAGGAGACAAAAAUCACAUAUGGGGCAAGUGCAGCGCUCGUCCAAUCAAAUACUUCUCAAAGGCAAGCAUUUCAUCUAUUGCUUCCCUUUGAGCAGCAUUUGAUGAUGUUCAACACCCUCAUGGAAGUCAAACGCCAGAUGGCCGAGUCAAAGUUGGUUGUUCCAGUGGAAGCCCCUCUAGUGGCUGUGAGGAAGAUAGCAAAUAAAGGUGGGCUUGACCUGCAAUGAAAACAUUGCCACUUUUGCAAAACAGCAAUGUUUUUCAUUGCAUAGCUGUAAUAAAUGAAUAUAAAUAUUCUUCAAUGGCUAAAAUGACAGGGGCACUGUACCAAGACCACAGUACUGAGAUGGAUGCCUUUAUUUUCCCUUUAAUAUGAAGUAGUUAAACCACUCCUCAGAAGAUCAUGGGUUUCAUAAAGACUUGUUGUAUACUAAAGUAAGACUUGUUGGGAAUACAAAUUUGCGGGCCUAAAAUAACUGAAUUGGAAAAAGGUCAUCCAGGUCAGCAAUUUCAGCUAAUUUAGUCUAAAAUUUCAUACUGACUUUUAAUUUCCAACAAUUCUCUUUAGUUAAUAGCUCUGUGAUUGCUUUUAGUUCCCUAAGUUAAAAAUAUUACAAGACUAAAUUUACUAACUGUUGAAAAAAUGAUGUAUGUUUUCAAAUUACUACGUAUAUUUAACUCAUCAGUAAAUCUCAAGGGAGAGGAUGCAGGCUAAUCCAACUUUAAUUGCACAGGAAAAAUGCAUCAUGUAAUUGUAAUGUGAUAUGUAUAUUUAUAUAGUUAUACUCAUUAAACGCACAUAUUUUGGUGUACAGAUGAACAGUUAUAUAUUCUAUAGUUAAUAUCUAACACCUAGAUUUCUGUUUUGCAGAGGAUGUGAACGAAGAUAUGAUCGUCUAAGCAACACACACGGAUAUCUGUCUCAUACAAUUUUAAUUCCCUGUAAUAUUAUUUUAUAUCUCCUCUUUCACGUUUUAGUUUGUAAAAAUUGUCUAUCUGGGUUUAGGGUGGCAAAAAGGUGCUAACAUAGAAACUUAAGAUUCCAUUAAUGGUGCUAAAUCCAACAAAACAAAAAUGCAUUUAUAAAUGGAGGAGAUUGCAGUGUCGCCACUAGCUCUGAUAUCCAUUUUCUGACCGAGUCACUUUACUGUCCUACUCCCCGAUCCCAACUUCCUUUCUCCUUUUGGAAAAAAAAAAAAUCAAAAACAAAGAUAAAUAGAUUGGCUUUUAGCUUUAAUCUAAAGGCAGAGACUUAUGUUUGUUGCUUUGCAUUUUUUUUAUGUUGAUGGCUACCUUAAAACAGAGUGUUAAAGCAGGACUUUAACCCCUUCUCUGCUGGAGUAGCCCACCAAGCAAUGAAGGGGUUAGCCCCUAACUGAAAUGAGAUCUGAAAUGGGCUUGUCGUGAGGGCUCACUCCAAUUUCUUUGUUGUGUGGGGAAGGGGAGAUUUCCGCUUUACUCAAGUGCAGUAUUGAUCAUCCCAUAAAAGGACACUUUUUUGAUUGGAACAUUUUGACAAAAUAUGUGAUUGGAAAAAAAAUUGCUGCGCACAAUUCUGUACAAAGAAUAAAAAAUUAAAAAUACUCCAUUUUUAUUUACAGCAAUCUCUUUUCUCACGCUUGUAUGUGUCAUGAUCUAAAAAUCAAUAAGAUUUAAAUAUUUUGAUAACUAACUCUUAAUAAAAACAGUAACUAUUCAUACUCAGCGGUUUAAGGAUGUCAUCAAUAUACCUCUGAAAGAUAAUCCGAUACAUUUUACAAAUGUUAAAAGGAAUAAAAUAUUAAUGCUGUUUUUAUUGAGUAAUACAAUAAUUUAGUAUUUAUGUUUUGUGGUAUUUUUAAGACAAUUACAUGACAGGGUUAUUCUUGGUGACUAUAGUUAUUUAUUUACAAUAAACAGUAAAAGAAUAACGCAUAUACAUCAAGGGUUCAGAGAAUAUUUUUAAAUCUCUCAAUACCAUAUCAUGCUCAGUGAUAAUAUAAAUAUUGUCACAAUCAGUUUUCAUGUAAGUGGGUUUAAUUUGUUCUGUGUUUUGUCGGAACAUUGGAAUGGAUAGCCUUUUUACAUCUUUAUACAGGAGUGAAAUGUGUAUCAGUCGGUGUGCUCACAAGAAUGAUCCAAACUUAUCUUUCAUCCCAUAUGGAAUACGAUAUUGGUAUCUAACCAACAUAAAAGUAAUAUCUCUGUAUGUGAGUGUUAAUGUAAUAAAUCGUUCUCAUUG